ACUAAAGUUGAUCUCAUCCACAUAUUCUGUGGACAAGUAUACAAAAAUGGAGCUCACGGUUUCCAUGCAAGACCUGGUAAUAAGGACCCUGCAUCAGCUGUAACAAAAGCGGAUAAUUUGGAAAAGGCGGCAGCUAGUGACAAGGACUUUGCCGUAUACAAGAAGCCGCAGAUUUAUGACACAAGUGGAGCAGCGGAUAAAUUGGUGGAGAAACAUGGAAAAAGCGGGAUUUGGCCAACCUCAUUGACCUUGGAAAAGACCACAGAAUAUAUUAGUAGUUUGGAGAAGAAAUGCAGUCCACCAGAUGGAAAGAGUGCAUGUGUGAAG
Molecule: messenger RNA, 327 nt
Organism: Geodia barretti
Lineage: Eukaryota; Metazoa; Porifera; Demospongiae; Tetractinellida; Geodiidae
Source: the annotation of a GenBank genome assembly